This is a messenger RNA of Asparagus officinalis (garden asparagus), 654 nucleotides long. RefSeq lists its product as uncharacterized. The record is from RefSeq and is a predicted model, not a curated record. The transcript has 2 exons. Lineage: Eukaryota; Viridiplantae; Streptophyta; Magnoliopsida; Asparagales; Asparagaceae. Bases 125 to 574 code for a protein of 149 amino acids.
CCCCCUUUCAUCAGCUCAGCUAUGUCUGAACAUCUCUUUGGAUUUUUACAGGGUAGUUGGAAGAUCAAUUGCUAAGGAACUUGUAUUUACUGGUCGGAGAGUUGAUGGCAAGGAAGCUUUAUCCAUGGGUACAUCUUGUGAUGGGAAAUUCCUUUUUAGCAAGCAUGCUAGCUUAUCUGCAACUCUUAUCACUUGUGUCAUUCAUAUGGUGAUCUUUUUCACAUACGGGACUUGUCAAUUAUUGUGUUUCUUUUGGCAAGGCAUACUUAAAAGCUCUUCAAAUUGCCCGAGAUAUAAACCAAAAGUAGAAAUGUCAUCAGCACUUGCUGUGGAAGAAGAAUGUUAUGUGCAGCUUCUCAACACCGAGGAUCGUCUUGAGGGUUUAGCUGCAUUUGCAGAGAAGAGAAAACCAAGAUAUGCUGGAAAAAAGGGCCUAAGAAGCAUCGCCAUUUAUCUCAUAUUGACAGAAGAUGAAUAUGGGAUACAUUCAGCAGGUCAAUACCUUGAAUUGGCUGAUUAUGUUGUAAUAAAUCAUAUUUCUGUCUUUUUACUAGAAAAUUAUUGUGUUCAUUGAGUGUUCUGUGUAGCACUAUGUUCAUUGAGUGUUCUGUGUAGCUCUAUGUUCAUAUAUAUAAUUCAAAUGCAUUUUGUUUC